Messenger RNA from Plectropomus leopardus (leopard coralgrouper), 3165 nucleotides. RefSeq names its product acyl-CoA synthetase family member 3 (gene acsf3). Lineage: Eukaryota; Metazoa; Chordata; Actinopteri; Perciformes; Serranidae. The record is from RefSeq and is a predicted model, not a curated record. Gene Ontology annotation, biological process: fatty acid metabolic process. Gene Ontology annotation, molecular function: medium-chain fatty acid-CoA ligase activity.
CCGGAAGAGUGAAGCCGUUGCCCUGUCCUUCACUGCAAGGCGUACCGGCUGAUGUUUUGGAUGUCUGAUAUAUAAGUGGAUGCAAGAGGCUGAGGAUGGAGCCAUCUUGAUGUUUUAAGGAGCAUCUGAACAGCUCAAACAUGCUGUCAGGACUUGUUGCUGCCACCUGCCACUCCCUAAAGUGGACACUGCCUCACUGGAAAGCUCCUCUUCACAGAACUUACAGCCCAUCAAAACCAGGACAAUGGCUACUGCGAACUGUGGUUCAAAGAGGGGCCCAUAGAUGGACUACAGCACCAUCAUCACGAAAAAAGCAGAGGCCAGUGUUCACCAGAGCUCCAGCAUUUGGAGAUAAGCUUGCAAUCAUUGACAGCUGCGGCAGUCACAGCUACAAACAGCUGUAUUGCAGCAGUUUAGGUCUUGCAGGCAGAAUCAGCACUGCUCUCAACACUGAUUUUGGGGGUCUUGAAGGAAAACGAAUCUCCUUCCUGUGCGCUAAUGAUGCGUCCUAUACAGUGGCACAGUGGGCAGCUUGGAUGAGCGGUGGGACGGCGGUUCCACUCUACCGAAAACAUCCUGAAUCUGAGCUGGAGUACGUCAUCUGUGACUCCCAGAGUUCACUGCUGGUGGCAGGGCAUCCCUAUGCUGAUACCCUUGAGCCACUGGCACAGAGGCUGGGGCUGCCGUGCCUGACACUGCCCCCCACCUCUGACCUGGGCUUUUUAGACGGGGCAGACAUCCAAGAGAUGGAGAAAGGAGACAUCACAGACUGGGCUGAUCGGCCAGCUAUGAUCAUCUACACCAGUGGGACCACAGGGAGACCCAAGGGAGUCCUACAUACACACAGCAACAUCCAAGCCAUGGUCCAAUGUCUGGUUUCAGAGUGGGCGUGGUCCCGAGAUGACGUCAUCCUCCACACCUUGCCGCUCCACCACGUGCAUGGCAUCAUUAACAAACUGCUGUGCCCGCUCUGGGUGGGCGCCACCUGCAUCAUGCUGCCUGAAUUCCAGCCUCAGAAGGUGUGGGAGAUGCUGUUGAGCUCCAAGGCUCCCAUGGUUAAUGUGUUCAUGGCCGUGCCAACAAUAUACUCUAAGCUGAUCCAGUACUAUGAUCAUCACUUCACACAGCCUCACGUCAAGGACUUUGUCAAAGCGGUCUGCAAAGAGAGGAUCAGGCUAAUGGUUUCAGGCUCGGCUGCUCUCCCUCUCCCCACUCUGCAGCGCUGGGAGGAGAUUACAGGACACACACUGCUAGAACGCUACGGCAUGACAGAGAUCGGCAUGGCUCUCUCCAACCCUCUUAAGGGCCAGCGCAUCCCAGGGGCUGUAGGGUUGCCACUUCCAAGUGUGGAAGUCAGGAUUGUCAUGAAUAACUCAACCAACACCACGAUUGUGGAGGGCAGCCACCGCAAGACUCAGGUACGUUCAGGUCUGGAGGGGAAAGAAGGGGAGCUCCUAGUUCGAGGUGCGUCUGUCUUCAAGGAGUAUUGGAACAAACCUCAAGAGACCAGAGAGUCUUUCACUGAUGAUGGCUGGUUCAGAACAGGAGACACAGCAGUUUAUAAAGAUGGUGUCUAUUGGAUAAGGGGCCGCACCAGUGUCGACAUCAUCAAAAGUGGUGGCUACAAGAUCAGUGCACUGGAGGUGGAGCGUCAGCUACUGGCUCAUCCAGACAUUAUAGAUGUGGCUGUGAUUGGGGCCCCAGAUGCCACUUGGGGUCAGAAAGUCACUGCAGUGGUGCAGCUGAAGAAUAGCCAGAGUAUGACCCUUACAGACCUGAAGAACUGGGCAAGGGAGCACAUGGCGCCUUACUCCAUCCCCACAGGCCUGGUGCUGGUGGAGGAGAUGCCAAGGAAUCAGAUGGGCAAGGUCAACAAGAAGGACCUGCUGCGACACUUCUUCCCAUGACUGGACCGCUUGGAUAUGUAUGACAACAUACAGGUUCCUGGGCAAAGAGCUGCAGAUGUCCUGACUGUCCCCAUCUGAUCCUUAGAUCAUACAAGAGGAAAUACUAAGUAAUGGAAAAACACCUCACAGAAAAUGACAUAACCUCUGAGGUAACUUAAUCACAACUACAAACACCGCUCCCAAAGGUAAUUCUAUUACACUGAAUGCCAAUUAUGCCAAGCGUUGUUUAUCAGUUACUGUGUAAGAGACAUCUGGAAAUCAUCACUUUAAUAUGUAACUUAUUGAAACAAUAUGAAACAGCACUCCAUAGAGAGGACACAGAAAGUGUGCCCAACUGAGUAUAUUACAUGAACUCAAAAUUAUCUUAUGUGGCAUCAAAAGUAGUGGUUAAAAUUUAGCCUAACCAGCAUGGAUGUGAUAGGCAAAUAAUAUCUAAGACACCGUCAGGUACUAUUAAUUGGUAUUCAAUCUACCUUGACCCACUUUUGUAGGGUUUGCAAUUGUAGCAGUGUCCCACUUCCAUAACACAAUAACAUACAGUAUUACUGAAUGUGGGUUUAGAGUAUGUAGAAUGUUCGCACUGGAAACAUGAGAAAGUAAGUAUGCACAACAGUCAGUAUGCAGACUAAAAACAUUUUUAGCGUGCUCUCAAUGGACAGUGUGCACACCAUAUGCAGAUUAUAGUGAGGCUGCUCUUGGAAAACAAAAACAUAAGUAUAAAGUCUUGGAAAACGGUUUACUUUCUCAUUGUGAAGUUCAUUUGACUGGCAGUGGUACUAUAGAGUGCUGCAGGGAUGAUGCUUUUUUGUAGGCCAACAGGAGAAGUUAGUUGUCCUACUUCCCUUGACAGAAAGACAAUGGGAUUUUUCCACUGGAUUUUGGAUUAUUGCACAAAAUAAGCUCUGUUGCAAGCAAAGGUUUAUGAUAGCGUGCUUGCAUGUUUUGUUCCGCAAGAUAAUCUUCACAAAUGAACACUUUUGGGAUUUUUGAAGCAUAAAUGCAAUUGCCAGAAGUAAAAAGGUAAUGUUAGGCUAUAAACAAAGUAUACCACAUUCGCAUAACUUUAACAUCGCCACCAAAACGAGUCUGUAAAGCCAUAUUCAGAGUGAUGACAAUCUGUAGUCUCAUUGAGCCACUUGUUAGCAACCAUCUUCUGUAAGACAUGUAAAGGCUUCAAAAUUCAUCAGUGAGGUACUGACUGAUGUAUUUUAUUUUGCAGAACAAAACAUGAAAGUCUCUUGAGUCUGUGUUGACCACA